UCGCGAGCCAUCAGCACGUGACCAAACGGCGAAGUCAACGCGAAAAUUUGAGGGAAAACCGGACACAAAUUUAUCGUUUCGACGAUAUGUUCCCGGUUUCGUCAGCUGAACGCGGCGGCUGAAGCUUAUGGGAGGGUAUAAAAAGGCGGAGGCAAGGUCACCUUACCAGUCAGAAGACUCUGAGCUGUCAGACACGUCGGACGUACGGACCUGCUGGAGAAUGGCACUGUUGAAAAAUAAAUUACUAAAUGCGGUGAUAGAGCCGGUUUCCACCGGAAGGAACAAAGUCACCGUGGUAGGCGUUGGCCAAGUCGGUAUGGCUUGUGCCUUUAGCAUCUUGUCGGACAAUGUUACGAGCGACUUGGUUCUCGUGGACGUAAUGGAGGAUAAGCUGAGGGGAGAGAUGAUGGAUUUGCAACACGGCAGCGCAUUCCUGAAGAACGCAAAAAUCAACGCAAGCACCGAUUACUCUGCCACAGCGAACUCGAGUUUGUGCGUGGUGACGGCUGGUGCUCGUCAAAGAGAAGGCGAAACGAGGCUGGAUCUCGUUCAACGGAACACAGACAUCUUCAAAGGCAUCAUUCCGCAGCUGAUCAAAUAUAGCCCGGAAACGAUUCUCCUGGUCGUCUCGAACCCAGUAGACAUUCUGACUUACGUGGCGUGGAAGCUUUCGGGCUUGCCAAAGAACCGGGUGAUCGGAAGUGGUACCAAUUUGGACUCCGCCCGAUUCCGUUUCCUCUUAUCACAGCGAUUGAAUGUCGCGCCUACAUCCUGCCACGGUUGGAUUAUCGGAGAACACGGCGACACGAGUGUACCGGUGUGGUCCGGAGUGAAUGUCGCUGGCGUCAGAUUGCGCGAUCUGAACGAGAACAUUGGUUCGGACAAGGACACGGAGAAUUGGGGUGAACUGCACAAGCAGGUGGUAGAUAGCGCGUACGAAGUGAUCAAGCUGAAGGGUUACACAUCGUGGGCCAUCGGCCUGAGCAUCGCGAAUCUCGCGUCCGCUAUAUUACGAAACUCCAACCAAGUUCACGCUGUAUCUACUAUGGUUACCGGAUAUCACGGAAUCGAGAAUGACGUGUUCUUGUCUCUGCCGUGCGCCUUGGGCGAAGGAGGUGUCUCGAGUAUCGUGAAACAGAAGUUGACAGAAAGCGAGACGGCCCUUUUGCAAAAGUCCGCCGACAUGAUGCACGAAGUGCAAAAGGACUUGAAAUUUUAAAUAAUUCGUUCCGCUUCGCGCGCCUACGGAUCUCAUUUUCUCUCCUAGACGCGCGAUCUCGAUUAUCUCGUGAUUAAAUUCCGCGUGCGUGUAACUAAAUGGUGUAACAAUGCGCGCAUUUUUGCUUUGGCAAGCAUCUUUGGUUUCUAUUUACGUUUUAUUAUACUAUUAACUUAAGUUUGCAUAAUCGACACUUGAGAGUGCUACUAAAAAUAUUUAAAUUUUAUUUGUACGUUCAAACACGCCAAAAAACAUGUUAUAAGUCACUCAAUAGUUGACGUGAUCUUUUGCGAAAAAGGUGUGUGAUUAUAAAGUAUUACUAUUGUAUGUUGUCGAUGUUUAAUAUUCGCAUUCAGUUGAUUUAAUACGAUAUUAUGACGUAUUAAUUAUGUUUUAUCAUACAUGUGUUAUAUGAUACAAUAAUUAUACUACGUAUGCAUGAAAUUAUAAUUUGACGCAAGACAAGGAUACUUAAUCGAUAAGCCACAGUACAAAUACGUACGGUAUGCAAUUAACACUGACACAACAGUCAGAGAGAACUUAAAAUAGAAAACUAAAUUGACUCAUUAUAGUGUCAGGCAAUUUUCAAAAUAAUCAAUAUCUACCUCACGAAACAUGUAUAAAGACUGAUUUGUAUUUUCGUAUGAAAUUUAGAAUGUUACGAUCCGAGAUACCAAACCAUUGUCUUGUAUAUUUAUAUCAAUGUUCUAGCAAGUCAAUAUUAAUUUCAAACAAACAAAUAAAGACGUUAUUUUUCUUUCUUU
This is a messenger RNA of Frieseomelitta varia, 1983 nucleotides long. Its product is annotated as L-lactate dehydrogenase-like. Gene Ontology annotation, biological process: carboxylic acid metabolic process. The record is from RefSeq and is a predicted model, not a curated record. The coding region runs from base 128 to 1219 and encodes 363 amino acids. Gene Ontology annotation, molecular function: L-lactate dehydrogenase (NAD+) activity. NCBI's taxonomy places the organism in Eukaryota, Metazoa, Arthropoda, Insecta, Hymenoptera, Apidae. Gene Ontology annotation, cellular component: cytoplasm. The transcript is spliced from 5 exons.